AUGAAAAGCAUAAACAACAACUGCAAUACAAUGACAACAAUAUACGUGCAACAUUCACAACAUGGGUUUCUUUCUCCUCAGCAUUCGAGAAAUCAAAACUUCAAAUCAGUCAACACCCCAAUUACCACACUACCCUCUAAUCCAAACAACAACGUCAACAUCAACAUCAACAACAACCACAGCGUUAACAACAACUGCGGUUGGUCACUGGUAGCAGAAAAAGAUUUUCGCAUUCUUCUGACAAUUUUCUACUUUACAAAUCCAAGAAUAAACGUAGACAGAUCAACAGUAAACAAGUUUGACAGUGAUUAUUUCCUAUUUAGCAGCAACAAAUAUACAAGCAGCAACAACAACAACAAUGGCGAAGAUGCAAGUCAAGAUGUCAUCUAUAAAGGAGUGAAUAUUUCAAAUAACGUUUUCCCGUCGAUGCCUUACAUUCAACACAGCAACAAAUCUCCAUCUUGCUUACGCCGCAAUUUUCUUUUGACACGUGAUCGCACUUCCGGCAGAGAAGAAUGCGCAAGCGCGAACAUGAACAGGCGCGUCCGAGAAAUUUUUUUUUCAGACAGUAAUCACGUGGACGUCAUCAUCAAUUUUAUGCUGACGUCAUCAUCACCUGGUCAGGCGUUCAACUUUUUACUGAAGUACCAAGUAUCGGCGAUAUCAGAUUGGAAACUCGGCAGCAAAAGUAUCGCCGAUACCAAACCAAAGCCAAUGCCGAAAUGUAUCGCCGAUAUAAUAUCGCGAUAG
Helobdella robusta is the source of this 750-nucleotide messenger RNA. RefSeq lists its product as hypothetical. The record is from RefSeq and is a predicted model, not a curated record. The coding region runs from base 1 to 750 and encodes 249 amino acids. Lineage: Eukaryota; Metazoa; Annelida; Clitellata; Rhynchobdellida; Glossiphoniidae. The transcript has 2 exons.